Messenger RNA from Macadamia integrifolia, 2250 nucleotides. RefSeq names its product protein NUCLEAR FUSION DEFECTIVE 4-like. Gene Ontology annotation, molecular function: transmembrane transporter activity. The record is from RefSeq and is a predicted model, not a curated record. The coding region runs from base 315 to 2057 and encodes 580 amino acids. The transcript has a single exon. Gene Ontology annotation, biological process: transmembrane transport. NCBI's taxonomy places the organism in Eukaryota, Viridiplantae, Streptophyta, Magnoliopsida, Proteales, Proteaceae. Gene Ontology annotation, cellular component: membrane.
AUUUAAAUUUAGUUUCCUUUCCCCCAAAUCUCUUACCCUGUUUUCUUUGUGCGAAAUGUUAUAAUUCCUUCUCUUCUCCGAAUCACAUGACCGUCCACAACUCAGCAACAAAAUCCCCCAAAUAUGUGGGUAAAGAGGUGCUAUUGGAAUUGAAUUGCAUCAAUCCAUAUGCAUUUCCUUCUCUUCCCUUUCCAUCUCACUUAGAGAGAGGGUAAAGGGGAGACAGAUUUGCUGCUAGCUGUUGUGAAUCUGGUGAUUAUUGGGUGACAGAUCGAAUUGGAUUUGAGGAAACGGCUCAAUAAGAGUGAGGGACGAUGGCAGCGGCGGCAAUUGGAAAUGGCGGUGGUGGUGGUGCUGGUAGUUUUCUACCUCACCUGUUGCGUGGGAGAUGGUUCAUGGUGUUCGCCUCAUUCUUGAUCAUGGCGGGGGCAGGGGCUACUUAUCUCUUCGGCACAUACUCCAAACAGAUAAAAAAAUCCCUUGGUUAUGACCAAACAACUCUUAAUUUAUUGGGCUUCUGCAAGGAUCUUGGUGCCAGCGUGGGAGUUCUCUCCGGUCUCAUCGCCGAGGUUACGCCUACCUGGUUCGUCCUCUUGGUCGGCGCCGGCCUCAAUUUCACCGGCUACUUCCUCAUAUGGCUCGCCGUGGUUGGUAAAAUCCCCAAGCCGGCCGUUUGGCAGAUGUGCGUCUUCAUUACCAUCGGUGCCAAUUCCCAGAACUUCGCCAACACAGGUUCGCUCGUCACCUGCGUCAAGAAUUUUCCCGAGAGUCGAGGCGUUAUGUUGGGUCUGCUCAAGGGAUUCGUAGGACUCAGCGGAGCCAUCAUGACCCAGAUGUACCUAGCAAUAUAUGGCGACGACGCCUCAUCGCUCAUCCUCCUCAUCGGUUGGCUUCCGGCACUGAUUUCCAUCAUCUUCGUGUACUCCAUCAGGGUGAUUAAGGUGGUCCGUCAGCCCAAUGAGAUCAAUGUCUUCUACCAUUUCCUCUACGUAUCCCUCGCUCUUGCCGCGUUUCUCAUGAUCAUGACCAUCCUUCAGAAGCAGAUUGUUUUCACCCACGCUGCGUACAUCGCCAGCGUCACAGUUGUCUUUGUAAUCCUCUUCAUCCCGCUAGGCAUUGCCAUUAGAGAAGAAUACGCCCUCUGGAAUCUCAAGAAUCAGCCCAUCAAUCCGCCUUCCGACAUCGCCAUCGGCAAGGGGCAGACGCCGGAGUCCAAACAGAUAGCGGCAGAGCCCUCUCCCGCGCAGAAUAAACCCAAAACCUCAUGCUGGAACAUCUUCAGCAAGCCAGACAGAGGCGAGGAUUACGGAAUCUUACAGGCACUCCUUAGUGUCGAUAUGUUGAUUCUGUUCAUUGCGACCUUUUGUGGGCAAGGCAGCUGCCUGACGGCUAUAGACAAUCUGGGCCAGAUUGGAGAGUCAUUGGGUUACUCGCCUCGUAUCGUCAAAUCCUUCGUGUCACUCGUAAGCAUAUGGAACUACUGCGGGAGGGUUUUCGCCGGGUUCUUGUCUGAAUACUUGCUGGUGAAGAUGAGAUUCCCACGGACUCUGAUGAUGACUAUGAUGCUUCUCUUGUCCUGCGUGGGAUACCUUCUCAUUGCCUUCCCCUUCCCAGGCUCCCUCUAUGUAGCAUCUGUCAUCAUUGGGUUUGCCUACGGCGCCAUACUGACGCUACUCUUCGCCAUCAUAUCGGAGCUUUUCGGACUCAAAUACUACUCCACAUUGUUCAAUUGCGGCCAAUUGGCGACCCCACUGGGGUCGUAUGUACUCAACGUGAGGGUCGCGGGGAAGCUUUACGACAGGGAAGCCUUGAAGCAACUGGCACAGAAGGGGCUUGAUAGGUCGGCGGUGAAGGAAUUGACUUGUAUAGGGUCUCAGUGUUACAGAUUUUCCUUCAUCGUUCUAGCGGCGGCGUCGUUCUUUGGAGCACUGGUUUCAUUCAUUUUGGUGAUUAGAACACGAAAGUUUUACAAGAGCGAUAUUUACAAGAAGUUCAGAGAGGAAUCGGACACAACGGAAAAAGAGAUAACGUUAUCAUCUGCCUCAGGACGCCGCUAAUUAAGACCGAAACAAGAUAACAUUCCUGCAUACUUUGUUCAUAUAUAUAUGGGGAUAUUGUUCAUUCAUAAGUUGGAGCAUGGAAGGGAAUGUGCUAAAUCCCUUUAAUUUCAAUUCUUUUGUUUGGGUGGGUGGAUGGGUGGGGAUGUUGUUCUUCCUUUACAUGUUUCUAACUCAACCAAGAAAUUUCUCA